AAAAGUUGUAUUGGUAAACUAUACGUAAAUUAACAAGAGCUAUAUUCACGCUAAUUGACAAAUCAUAAAAAAAAAGAAAAAAUGUAGACGUACUAUAAAUGAUGCACAUACGUCACCAUUAUUAUAAAAUAUACGUUAUGACAUGAAACUGAUAAGAGCAAAUGCAUUUUUUGAUAAAAAUAGUAGAUUGUAUUUUACUUUUACAUUUUAAUUUAGUCAUCAAAUGGUCAAAAAUAAAAAUCAUAGGAAUAGGAUGAUGGGCGUGUGUGUAAUGAUCAAGGCACUUCAAUGACGUCAAUCAUAACCUAUAACUAUGUCUAUCUGAUUAGCUGUUGUUGUGAACGCGUGGUAUGAAUGUGUACUUGUCUGUCUUAUUAUUAUCGUAUAUCAUUUAUAAUACGUAUUAUGUACUUAUAAGUGGAUUUAAUUCUAUCAUUAACAAUACUCAGCUUCGACCAAUACAAAUACUACAUGUAUAUUCAUGAAAAUGCUAUGAGAAAUCCACGGCCGACAUUCAAUGUUUCAAAUUAUCUUAAAUCUUGAAUAUCAAAUCAAUUUUCAACAAUGUCAACGGAUGGUGGUGAGGCAGGUACAAGUACAGGAUUGCAACAUCAGCGAGUUAGCAAGACAGGACCACAAAUAAUAACAUUCAUGCAAGGAAUAAAUAGUACAAUGGAAGACAAAAAUAGCGAUUAUUUGUGCCCUAUUUGCUUCGAAACUAUUGAAGAAGCACAUGUAACAAGGUGUGGACACACAUUUUGCUACAGAUGUAUAACUAGAUCAUUAGAAACAGUUGGGCGCUGUCCAAAAUGCAAUAUUAAUUUAACCCAGCAAGAUAUUUUUCCCAACUUUUUAUUAAAUGAACUAAUUGCAAAGUACAAAACUCGUGCCAAAAAUAUAGCCACAUUAGAUCAUAGCUUUGCAUCAGAUGGUAAAGGCAAAGGAUUUCUUUCAACUGAUACUUCCAUUGACAUUUCUGAAAACUUACGAAGUUUUCUGUCAUCAGAAAAUCCAAAUCUCAGCUUAUCUGAUAUUGAUUCUCUCUUGGAAUUACUUUCUCAGAGAAAACAAUUACUUGAGGCAGAAACUUGUGCUGCACAAAAUAAACUUCUGUAUGAGUUUUUAAGACACCUUUUAACACAAAAAGAAGAACAAAACAAUCAAUUGCAAAAAGAAGUUGUUGUGAUAAAAAGGGAUAUCCAAGAAGUAGAGAACAUUUUAAAAGAUUUACAAAAAAAGUGUCCAAAAGUUGAAGAUCUUAACAAGUCAUCUGAUUGUGACUCAGAUAAUAUGCAAGCUAUAAGAAAAGAAAUGAUAAAUUUAAUCAAUGUUAUUGGUUCGAGUACAAUGAAAUCCAGUGAGGAGACAGAUCCAGUAAGAAUGUCUAAUUCUCCUACUAAUCAAAACAAGUACAACACAACUAAUUUUGCUUUGCCAGUACGACGUCGAAGGAUGCAUGCACAUUUUGAAGAUUUUGUUGAGUGUUAUUUUAAUUCAAGAGCCAAAGAAUUACAUUUUGGUGGAACUACUUCUGAGUCAGACAGUUCUGGUUUAGACAUUUUUCGUGAAGAUCUUGUCAAAUUUUCACGCUACAAUUCGUUAAAACCACUAGCUACAUUGAAUUAUUCUUCUGAUAUUUUUAAUCCCUCUAAUAUAGUUUCUAGUAUUGAAUUUGACAAAGAUAAUGAAUUUUUUGCGAUUGCAGGUGUUACAAAAAGAAUAAAAGUGUUUGACUAUAACACUGUCAUUCAAGGCAUUGUUGAUCUUCAUUAUCCAUGUGUUGAAAUGACUUCAAGUUCUAAAAUAUCAUGUGUUUCUUGGAAUUCUUAUCAUAAGGGUAUUUUGGCUUCAUCAGACUAUGAAGGUACAGUAACCAUUUGGGAUGCAAUUACAGGACAACGAACAAAAGUAUUUCAUGAACAUGAAAAGAGAUGUUGGUCUAUUGAUUUCAAUAAUGUUGACACAAGGCUAAUAGCUUCUGGUUCUGAUGAUGCUAGAGUUAAAUUAUGGUCACUUAACGUGGACCACUCAGUAGCCUCACUUGAAGCUAAAGCUAAUGUUUGUUGUGUUAAAUUUAAUCCUCGCAGCUCGUGUCAUUUAGCAUUUGGAUCAGCUGAUCAUUGUGUACACUAUUAUGACUUAAGAAGCAUGAAAGAAGCUCUUUGCAUAUUUAAGGGUCACAAAAAGGCUGUGUCAUAUGUAAAGUUUGUUAAUGAACAAGAAAUAGUAUCAGCUAGUACUGAUUCUCAGCUAAAAAUGUGGAAUAUUAAUAAUCCUUACUGCUUACGUUCUUUUGUUGGUCAUAUUAAUGAAAAGAAUUUUGUAGGCUUAGCUACAGAUGGUGAUUAUGUAGCUUGUGGCUCAGAAAAUAAUUCAUUAUAUGUUUAUUACAAAGGUCUGACAAAGCAAUUAUUUUCAUACAAAUUUGAUGCUGCUAGAAGUAUUUUAGAUACACAAGAGAGGCGUGAUGAGGAGUUGAAUGAAUUUGUUUCGGCUGUAUGUUGGAGACAGAAUUCAAAUGUUGUUGUUGCUGCUAAUUCGCAGGGUAUAAUUAAAAUACUUGAACUUGCAUGAGAGCAAAAAACUAUAGAACUAACGAAAAUACUUUAUGCAAUAUAAGAUAUAGAAAAAUUAUUUUUAUAACAAUAUUAAUCGAUACAACACUAUUACGUUACACAGACUGAUUGACUAUGUAGUCGUAUAAAAUCUACUUUAGAAUUUUUUGUCUUUGCAUUAGAUCUUUUAAUAUUCUCUAAAUAAUCAUAUAAACUUGUAAAUUUCACAGUUUUUUAUUUGAUUUUUAGACAAAAUAAGUACAAAUUACUUUAUUGCUUCUUUUCACUUUAUGGAGAUUAAAUAAAAGAUCUCUUUUUUAACAGGUGAAAUUUAUAUAUUUAAAAUUUAGUAAUUUCAAGCGCAAAAAGACUUAACAAAUGAUUUCAUUUUUGAAAAAAAUUAUUUUUAGAUAAAAUGAUACAAUUGUAGCAUAGGAAAAGUUAAAUUUUAUCUAAAACUAUCAGAUAGACUAUUCUAUAUACUCUAUUCAAAUAUGCAGCUUAUACAACUUCGGCCUAUUAAAUAUUAUGCCACAAAAAUGUCAUUCUCUUUAGAUACAGAUAAAAAAAUGAAAAGCUGAGACAGCUUUUCCUUUCAGUGAUAAACUAUAAAUACCAAAGUUGUGAUGUGCAGGUUCACUAUGAAAUGGGAAAAGUUCAUAACUACAUUGUACAAACAUGUGAAAAAUUAUUCUUUUAAAUUAAUAUUAAUUAAGUCACUAUCACAUAUAUUAAUAGUAAAUAUUACAAAUUCACCAUAAAUCCGUUUAAUUAAACUAGGUCAAUAUACAAUUAAAAAGCUAUACUAUUGAAUCAAAAAUAUUUCAAGUACAAUCACAUAUGUAGGAAAACAAAGAAAAAGAACUUUCUCAUUGCGAUAAUUGUUUUACUAUGUGCACUUUUAAUUUGUUACAAUGAUUUUCAAACAUUUUUUCUGUAAAAUAAUGCGUUAUCUGUGUUGUAGUGACAAUUCUAUGCUAAACCUAAAUUUUGUAUGUUAUACUUUUAAAAUAAUAGGAAGUAAAAAUUCCUGUAUUACAAUAUUGUCCUAUUAAUAUAAAAAUAACUAAUGUAAUCAUAAUAUCUUAGCUAGAAGUUAAUGAUUGUUGAAUUUUACUGUCAUGUAGAUUGUGAUUGUCAAUCUCAACUUUAAACUGUUAAAAUAAUAUAGAAAUCAAAUGUAGAUGUUGAUAAAAAUUAUAUGCACAUCUUAUAAGAUGCGAAAAUUACAAUAAUUAAAACGUUAUAUUAACGUUUGUCUAUAAUUUUACAAGGUGAAAUAGGCUUCAAAUUUUUAUUACUUUUUGUAAUUCGAGUAAAAAAAAGCUUUCUUCAAAUUACAAAAUAAUAAGAAGCAAACAAUGUUUUAAACGUAUUUUUAUCAUAUUAUUAACGAUAUAUUACUUUCAAGUAUUUUUAUAUUGAGAAUCAAGUUUUAAUAUUGACUUUUAAAAACAACUAAAUCGUAUUUAUAGUAUUA
Molecule: messenger RNA, 4035 nt
Organism: Phymastichus coffea
Lineage: Eukaryota; Metazoa; Arthropoda; Insecta; Hymenoptera; Eulophidae
Product: E3 ubiquitin-protein ligase COP1-like
Exons: 2
Coding region: 565-2574 (669 amino acids)
Biological process (GO): proteasome-mediated ubiquitin-dependent protein catabolic process
Molecular function (GO): protein binding; ubiquitin protein ligase activity
Source: RefSeq, a predicted model, not a curated record